Messenger RNA from Teleopsis dalmanni, 610 nucleotides. Its product is annotated as 40S ribosomal protein S11-like. Bases 66 to 536 code for a protein of 156 amino acids. Gene Ontology annotation, molecular function: structural constituent of ribosome. Gene Ontology annotation, cellular component: cytosolic small ribosomal subunit; ribosome. NCBI's taxonomy places the organism in Eukaryota, Metazoa, Arthropoda, Insecta, Diptera, Diopsidae. Gene Ontology annotation, biological process: translation. The record is from RefSeq and is a predicted model, not a curated record. The transcript has 4 exons.
CAACAAAUUGACUUGCCUUCGGCGUGCUUUUAAAUCGUUCACUUCGUUUCACGAGCUUGAUCAACAUGGCCGAUGUCCAGAAUGAACGUUCAUAUCUUAAACAAGACCGUACUGUGGUCAGUAAAUUGGGUAAAUCUAAAGUCAAAAAACGCAGUAUUCGUCGCAUUCGAAGUAUUGGCUUGGGUUUUAAAACCCCAAAUGAGGCGAUUCACGGUACCUAUGUUGACAAAAAGUGCCCAUUCACCGGGAACAUCAGGAUUCGUGGACGCAUCUUGACUGGUACUGUCGUAAAAACCAAAAUGCAGAAGACCAUUGUCGUGCGUCGGGAGUAUUUGCAUUAUGUGCGCAAAUACAAUCGCUUUGAGAAGCGUCAUCGCAAUAUUAGCGCUCACAUCUCACCAUGUUUCUCGAAAGAUGUUAAAAUUGGUGAUAUAGCUAUAAUUGGUGAGUGUCGUCCAUUGUCGAAGACUAUUCGUUUCAAUGUUUUGAAGCUUUCGAGUAACACUAAAAUGAAGAAGAAAUUCCAAAAGUUUUGAAUACUUUGAGAUGACAACAUAUAUACUAAAUAUAUGUACUAAAUUUAUAUCAAUAAAGGGUAUAAACUAAUAUA